AUGACGGGCUACCUAAGUAAAAAAUAUUAUGCUCAAAUAAAAAACAGUACAAGUCAAACAGGGGGUGGCCCAUUAAUUUUAAAAAUUGACCCUGUACUGGAACAGGUUUGUGCUAUACUUGGGCGAGGGUGCACAGGUGUGUUGGGAGUUCCAGACUGUGAUGCUGAAUCUGGACAAGAACAGACACUUCCUAAAAUCAUUUGUACCCAAAAUGAGCAUUUUGAACCUGCAGUCGAAGUACCAAAAGUGCAAACAAUUGUCGAACCAAAAUUGCUUGAGACACGAGAAGAAACUUUUUGUAAGAGCCAGCCGAAUAUUAUAGAGGGCAUCAUCAAUAUUGAUGAAAACUUAACUGUAGAACCUAAGGGUGAUGGUGCCCAAGAAAAGCAGAUUUUAAUAAAUAGAACUCCACUGUGGUCACGAAGGCGGCCUCAGAUACAAAAUAAUAAUGAACGUAGCGAGGCAACUGCUACAGUUUCCUAUAGCAUUCAAAAUGUGUAUAAGAAAAGGGAAACUGUGGAGGACCUUAAGGAACAAUUAUUAAGGGAGGAAUUAGAAUUUAAGAAAAAAUUGUACCAGUUACAAAUAGAAGCAGCGACAAGGGAGGUGGAAAUUAAAACUGCGAUUUUGGAACAAAUUAGAGGUGGAGGUUUCUCUUUGAAUAAUUUAUUUGGAAAUAGUUCGGCAUCAUCUCCUCCUAUAAUUAAGUACAGAUAA
Aricia agestis (brown argus) is the source of this 717-nucleotide messenger RNA. RefSeq lists its product as uncharacterized. Lineage: Eukaryota; Metazoa; Arthropoda; Insecta; Lepidoptera; Lycaenidae. The coding region runs from base 1 to 717 and encodes 238 amino acids. The record is from RefSeq and is a predicted model, not a curated record. The transcript is spliced from 6 exons.